AUGGCUCAAGAUAUCAAAGAACCUGGAGUGACUGACUCACUUCCCGAUGCUCAAGCCCCGGCCCCGAUAAAGCAUUCGGUGCGGUCUUUCAAGAAGAAAUAUGCAAAGACGAAACAAAAAUUUGAGUUGGGGAUUCGAGAAAAUGAAAACUUGAUCCGCGAGGAGCUCCGGAUUGAGGACUUGUCCAAGCGAAUCCAGGAACAGAACGAUCAACUACUCGAAGUCCUCAUGGAGUUCAAUGAAAGCGUUCAUGUCUCCCCAUCCAUGCGAUACGGCUUGACCCUGCUUAGCGACGCCCCUUUCCUUCCAACCCCAGAGCAUGAGAUUACACCUCUAGUCAACGACGCGACCCUCGCGCGGACGGCAUUGAAAGAAGCCAAAGCUGGACUCGCUAGCGGAAGCUUUUCUCCUAGCGCUUACCGCCAAGUGGAAGAAAGUAUCAAGCGAAACAAGGAAUUUGCACCGGCUUUGCAGUUCAGCGAUCUGAUCAAAGUGCCGCAUACCGAAGGGAUCCUCCCAGGAGAUGGAGUGAAAGAUACCGGAUCUGUAGAUCGCAAGCUCGGGUAUUUCACCCCAGAGCAUGAGACCGAACACUACCUCGCGCUGGACGCGAAGCUCGGAGACCAGGCUGCUAUCUUGCAAUUAGCGCGUAUCCCAGACCCGCCAACAUUUGCUGAACGGGAGAAAGAGGCCUCAAUGCGGAACCCAGCCUCGGUUUUCAAUUGGCUGCGACGCAAUCAACCUCAGACAUUACAAGAUCACGAGGUUACCUCGGAAAAGUCUGCAUCACGACCCUCUAAUGCCCGGACAUCAAAACGGGCUCCUGUACAGCGCAAGGAAGAGGAGACCAUCGAUGAAGAUGGCAUUGAUGUGGAGCCGACUCCGAAGGGUAAACGCAAGCGAGAUGAGGAUACUGGAUACCGACCCAAAGGUGGCAACAGCCGGUCAAAAAAGAAGAAGGAUGAUUCAACUCCUAACCGCAGCUCUAAGAAGGCUUAG
This is a messenger RNA of Penicillium odoratum, 999 nucleotides long. RefSeq lists its product as uncharacterized. Gene Ontology annotation, cellular component: nucleus; Ino80 complex. Bases 1 to 999 code for a protein of 332 amino acids. The transcript is spliced from 3 exons. The record is from RefSeq and is a predicted model, not a curated record. Gene Ontology annotation, biological process: chromatin remodeling. NCBI's taxonomy places the organism in Eukaryota, Fungi, Ascomycota, Eurotiomycetes, Eurotiales, Aspergillaceae.